Molecule: messenger RNA, 6185 nt
Organism: Patella vulgata (common limpet)
Lineage: Eukaryota; Metazoa; Mollusca; Gastropoda; Patellidae
Product: ribose-phosphate pyrophosphokinase 1
Exons: 9
Coding region: 47-1054 (335 amino acids)
Biological process (GO): 5-phosphoribose 1-diphosphate biosynthetic process; purine nucleotide biosynthetic process; ribonucleoside monophosphate biosynthetic process
Cellular component (GO): ribose phosphate diphosphokinase complex; cytoplasm
Molecular function (GO): ribose phosphate diphosphokinase activity; magnesium ion binding
Source: RefSeq, a predicted model, not a curated record
UAGAAUGACUGGAUAAUCGAAUACGUAUAUCCCGCGAAAGGGCUUGAUGCCAGAAAAGAAAUCGAGGACGUUGACUGGAGAGAUAAAUAACGAUAAAAUGCCUAAUAUCAAAGUAUUUAGUGGCACUACACAUCCCGAUUUAGCGGCAAAGAUAUGUGAGAGACUGGGUAUUGAGCCAAGCAAGGUGGUCACAAAGAAAUUCAGCAAUGGCGAGUGUUGUGUGGAGGUUGGUGAAUCUGUUCGAGGAGAAGAUGUAUAUAUUGUACAGAGUGGAUGUCAUGAAGUUAAUGAUAUGCUUAUGGAAUUGCUAAUUAUGAUCAAUGCUUGUAAAAUAGCUUCAGCUUGUCGAGUUACUGCCGUCAUUCCGUGUUUUCCGUAUGCACGUCAAGACAAAAAAGACAAGAGUCGUGCCCCAAUAUCAGCUAAACUUGUGGCUAAUAUGAUAACGGUGUCAGGUGCUGAUCAUAUCAUAACAAUGGAUCUACAUGCUUCACAAAUUCAGGGUUUUUUCGAUAUCCCAGUAGACAAUUUAUAUGCUGAGCCUGCAGUAUUAAAAUGGAUAAAAGAAAACAUACCUGAUUGGAGAAAUUGUUGUAUAGUAUCACCGGAUGCAGGAGGGGCCAAAAGAGUUACAUCUAUAGCGGACAGAUUAAAUGUAGAUUUCGCUUUGAUCCAUAAAGAAAGAAAGAAGGCGAAUGAAGUAGCGUCCAUGGUAUUAGUUGGUGAUGUCACCAAUAGAAUUGCGAUUUUAGUAGAUGAUAUGGCGGAUACAUGUGGAACUGUUUGUCAUGCAGCAGAAAAGUUAUUAGAAGCAGGAGCUUUAAAAGUUUACGCCAUCUGUACUCAUGGAAUAUUUUCUGGUCCAGCCAUUACUCGUAUCAAUAAUUCAAUGCUGGAAUCUGUUGUCAUCACCAAUACAAUUCCUCAAGAAGAACAAAUGAAACGGGCUCCAAAAAUCCAGUGUAUUGAUAUCUCGUCGAUAUUAGCUGAAGCCGUGCGAAGGACUCAUAACGGCGAAUCUGUCUCUUACCUAUUUUCCAAUGUGCCUUUGUAGCUGGAACUCUAGACAAUAGACAUUUCUAUUAUUCUUGCAGAAGCAAUUCGAAGAACUCACAAUGGUGAAUCUGUAUCCUACCUAUUUGAAAAUGUUCCAUUGUAGUAUUUCAUGAUGGAUCUUUCAAUUGGGGUGUAUUAUUUCAUGAUAUAUCUUUCAAUUGGGGUGUGCUUAUCAGUUUGAACAGAUAUAUAUAUAUAUAUAUAUAUUUUUUUUUUUUUUUUUUUUGUAUGCUAUUUUAUUUUCACUCUCAUCCAUCAAAAAAUCAUCAGGUUUGAAAUGAUGAAUGCAAAAAAUUACUAAAUUAAAUAAUUCAUUUAAUUAUUUACACAUUUCUACUGGCACCCAAAGAACUAAUACAGAACCCAUGUCAGUAUCAAGAAAUGGUUUUACUGUAGGAGAAAAUUGUUUUGUUGGCUAUACAUUUACUCUACAAACUAACCCAAAACAACCUUGAAGUCAAAUGAUCAGAUUUUAGAUAUCAGGUUCAGUUGUAUUGAUUUUCUAUUGCUGUGUUUGAAUAAUCAUUAGUUCUGGGUAGUUGAGGCAAAGAACUGUUAAAAUGUAGGAUUGGUUCUUGUUCCCAGUAUGUUUGCUAGGCAAUUUUUUUUUCAUGUGAACAUACAUCCAACUAAUGUAGUCACAACAUAAUUGACUUCAUGGACAUGACUGUUACGAACAGCUCAGGAUCAUUUUCAAUAUAGGCUGAAAUUAUAAAUAAUUUGUAUGACAUCAUGUAUAAUAUAAAUGAAAUGGGGUUUAACAUCCUACUGUUCUGUACUGACUUGGCUAAUGAAGACAUAUGUCAUGGUCUUAUAUUCUGUCUUAUCUUGUUUAAUUAUCAUUAUCUCAAUGUGUGUAUUUUUAUUGUGGAAUAAUACAUGUAUUUGAAAGUAUUUUAGCACCCUCCCCCACCACACUUUGACACUAGCCUUUAUUGUCCCCCGCCUUUCGAAGAAAGCAGGGGACUAUUAAAAUGGGUUCGUCCGUCUGUCUGUCUGUCUGUCCGUCUGUCUGUCCGUCACACUUUUUGGGACACAAUAACUCUCUUCCUAAUUGAGCUAGAAUGUUCAAACUUGGUGUAUGUGUUUAUUAGGUCAAUGCCUUGAUGGAGUUCGAAGAUGAGCAUUUUCCGCUUAGGGUAAGCAGAGAUAAGCAAUUUGAUUGGUUGAUGCUUUGGGACACGAUAACUCUCUUCCUAAUUGGGCUAGAAUGUUCAAACUUGGUGUAUGUGUUGAUUAGGUCAAUGCCUUGAUGGAGUUCGAAGAUGAGCAUUUUCCGCUUAGGGUAAGCAGAGAUAAGCAAUUUGAUUGGUUGAUGCUUUGGGACACGAUAACUUUUAAUUGAGCUAGAAUGUUCAAACUUGGUGUAUGUGUUUAUUAGGUCAAUGCCUUGAUGGAGUUCGAAGAUGAGCAUUUUCCGCUUAGGGUAAGCAGAGAUAAGCAAUUUGAUUGGUUGAUACUUUGGGGCACGAUAACUCUCUUCCUAAUUGAGCUAGAAUGUUCAAACUUGGUGUAUGUGUUGAUUAGGUCAAUGCCUUGAUGGAGUUCGAAGAUGAGCAUUUUCCGCUUAGGGUAAGCAGAGAUAAGCAAUUUGAUUGGUUGAUGCUUUGGGACACGAUAACUUUAGUUCUAAUUAAGUGAGAUUGAUGAAACUUGGUGUAUAGUUUCAUUACAGUAAUACCUUGACUAAGUUUGAUAAUGAGCAUUUUCUGCUCAGGGUAAGCAGAGCGAUACGCAAUUUGAUUGGUCGAGACUUUGGAAAACAAUAACUGUCCUACUUUGAUUGUUAGACUAUAAGUAAAGAUAUACUGUUUGAUUGUUCAAUACUUUGUAAAAGAUAAUUUGUGAUAAAUUUAUAUGUCCUCUAAUUAUUUUCCUAUUUCGGCGGGGGACAUCAGCCUCACUGUUGGCUUGUUCUAGCUGUACCUCAAAUAAUCAUGUGUUUCAUCAUUGACAAAAUGCCCAGCAUAUUGAAGUUAUAUACAUCAUGUAUCAUGGUAUUCAGAUUAUUUUGAUAUUAUUAAUUACAAUUCUUUUCUCAUAAUUCAGAUAAAAUUAAAAAUUAUCUGGGUUUCCAAGAUUUGUAAAAUGUUACAAAGGUAUAAAUAUAGUGGUUGUUUUUAUGAAUAUAUGAAAAACUUUUCAUGUUAUUUUUUGUUUGUUAUUAAAGUAGACUGUAUACUAUUUUGUAUAUUUAAUGUUCUGUGUGAACACUUUGAGUUUAGAAUAUAUUGCUGCUUAUGUUCAAUUGUUAAAGAAGCUAAAUCUCUAUUCUUUGGCACCAAGAAAUGGACACAAAUGUAAUAUGAAUGUAUAUAAACUGAUUAACAUUCAAUUGUUUCUGUUUUAACUGUAAUUUCUAAUCAGUUAUGUUCGUUGAAAUACGUGAAGAGUCCAAAUUUUGAAUGGGACCCGUGCAGUUACUUUUCAACAGUUACAAUAUACAAAUGUUCCGGGUACUACUAAAGAUUGUUAGAUAUGAUUAUAUUAGCACUAGAAUAUUGUGAUCUCGUCAAACUGAUGAAAUAGAUAUACAUGUGAAGAAGAUAUUUGUUUAUAAAAGACUAUUCUGAAUGGAAGUAUCUGUAUUUGUUACAGUUUUAAUGGAACGUUAUUGUCAAGCAAUUUGUUUAAAAGGUUGUGUUAAGCCAAUGACAUUCUUGGCAUAUUUGUCCCCCGCCUUUUCAAAGAAAGCAGGGGACUAUUAAAAUGGUUUGUCAGUCUGUCUGUCCGUCGCACUUUUUGGGACACAAUAACUUUCCUUCUAAUUGAGCUAGAAUGUUCAAACUUGGUGUAGGUGUUUAUUAGGUCAACGCCUUGAUGGAGUUCGAAGAUAAGCAUUUUCUGCUUAGGGUAAGCAGAGAUAAGCAAUUUGAUGCUUUGGGACAAUAACUUUAGUUCUAAUUUAGUGAGAGUGAGGACACUUGGUGUAUAGUUUUAUCACAUCAAUACCUUGACUAAGUUCUAUAAUGAGCGAUAAGCAAUUUGAUUGGCCGGGACUUUGGAACACAGUAACUAUCCUUCUAAUUGACGUAGAAUGUUCAAACUUGGUGUAGGUGUGCCUGCUUACGGUAAGCAUAGAUAAGCAAUCUGAUUGGUUGAUGCUUUGGGGCACGAUAACUUUGGUUAUAAUUAAGUGAGAGUGAUGAAACUCGGGAGUAUAGAUUCAUUAUAGCAUUACCUUGACUAAGUUCAAUCGAUGAUGAGAAUUUUCUGCUUAGGCUAAGGAGUGAUAAGCAAUUUGAUUUGUCAAGAAUUUGGAACAUAACAACUCUGCUUUUAAUUAAGGUAGAAUGUUUAAACUUGAUGUAGAUGUUCAUUAGUUGAAUGUCUUGACUGAGUUCAAUGAUUAACAUUUCAAGCUAAAACUAAGCAGAGCUAAACAGUUUCAUUUGUCAAUGCUUUAGGACAACAUAACUUUGAUUCUAUCGUCGCGAAACUUGGAUAAAAUUGGUCAGUCCAUUUAGAUCUGACUUAUGCAAAGUUUACUGUAUAUCAAGGUUGUGGACUCUCUUGAGACCACAAUUUUGAUCCGAUUUUAAUGAAACUUUAAAUUUUUGUUUAUAUCACAAGGAUCUUGUUUCUUUUCGAUAAUAGCGCAUAUCCGAACGUAACCUCCUGGAUUAUGGUCCCUGAUUUGUUCAAAUCACAUAUUGAUGCAGCAAAUUUAUAUAGGCUACUGUCACUAUAACUGUUGACUUCUUUUCUAAAACCAUGUGAUCACCCAUUUAACAUACUUAGCAAAUUUGGCUAUAAUCACAUCAAGUUGAAUUACCCUAUACCUGCCUGUGCCAAUCUUGAGCAACAAUUGAACACCAUUAAUUAGGAUUUAAAGGUCGAAUGGCUCUACUUUUUGAAACCUUGAAAUAGACGAAAAUGGUUCUACAAGCACAUAUGAAUGUAUGUAAAGUGAUUAUUAUUAAAUUUUUGGAAAAAAUGUUCGGUGAAAUAUGUUAACAGUUCAAAUUGAAUGGCAGUUGGUUACACCUAGCUUAGUCCAUUUUACACGCUUUUGAAAUUAUUUUGUCGUUUGUGAAAUGAAAUAAAUCAAAAUGGGGUUUAACCUUCUACUGUUCAGCUAUGACUGGGCUAAUGAAGACUUUGUCGUUUGUGAAUCAGCCUUUACUAAUUACUUCCACAUUACUUAGUCCAUUCUACACGCUUUUGAAAUUAUUUUGUCGUUUGUGAAAUGAAAUAAAUCAAAAUGGGGUUUAACCUUCUACUGUUCAGCUAUGACUGGGCUAAUGAAGACGUUGUCGUUUGUGAAUCAGCCUUUACUAAUUACUUCCACAUUGUGUUGCAGGAUAUGUUUUUAUUUGUUCAUUACAAAUUGGCAACCGAAACUAUAGCAUAGGCUACCGGUACACGACUUGUGUACAGAUUAUAAAAUGUUACUAAUAUUUGAAAUUAGGAUCCUAUAGUUUCACAUAGAUAAUAUCAAUAACAAUGAUUGAAAUUGAUCAAUACUGGCCUUGAAUUAUCAUAAAUAGUUCGACUGGUGUUUUUUGUUAUAUUACUUUUAAUCAUAAGCAGAGCAUUUAAUUUUGGUGGUCAUUUUUUCUAGAAAGGAUGUUAUCGGAUUCGAAGAUAAUCUUGAUAAUAUUUUUGUGCCAACAGCUAUCCAUAAAGCAAAUGCGUCUGGACAAACAAGAUUGAAUUUCGAGCACGGUGUACUUCCUGUUAGAUUUAGACCACUAUCAAAGUAACCUAGAUUGAAUAGGUAUCUUUGGACUGAUCACCAAAUAAAAUGAUUCGCCUACCUCAAAGAGAUCGCAAUCCUGACGAAGAAAAAACUAUGUCGAGACGAGCAACUAUACAAUCUACAGUUGUCUUCUUUCUCACGUGUGCAUUGAUACGAGCAUUACCAUCAGUUUUAGAGGCAGUUAAUGGUGAAUGAAUCGUAAAAGUGAAAGAAUGAAAAGACUAAUCUGUAGUGUUAUCGUUAACUAAUAGUAUUGUGAUUCAUAUAUAAAAAAAAUGGAUGUGUGUGGACCAGAAUAGAAUACAAAAUAACCACUGGAGAAGUAAUAGAAGACAAUCAUCUUAGUGAAAUUAUGAACCAUUUUAUUUCUUCACAAAUAAGCAUGUAUAAUUUGAAUAUCACAAUAAAAAAAUAACCCAAACUGUUA